Messenger RNA from Aspergillus fischeri NRRL 181, 960 nucleotides. RefSeq lists its product as uncharacterized. The transcript is spliced from 2 exons. Bases 1 to 960 code for a protein of 319 amino acids. The record is from RefSeq and is a predicted model, not a curated record. NCBI's taxonomy places the organism in Eukaryota, Fungi, Ascomycota, Eurotiomycetes, Eurotiales, Aspergillaceae.
AUGGCGCACUUUAGGAACACUCCUGCGCAAACGGUCCUCUUGUCCACUCUUCUCAUGGUUCUCUCCAUUGCCUCCGCUACCGAUGAACUCGUCGGCUGUGGCACCCUCGAGUGCGACUGCCAGGUUGAAAACCGCACCGUGAGCGCCCUCGGCCAAGCGUCCUUCAACUCGUCCUAUAUCAAAAACGGCACAGAGCCCCUGACCUGGACCCUCGGUCUCCAAGAGACCCAGGAUCCCGACAAGUCGUCUAUCGACCUCAUAGACCAAUCCUUCUAUCUCGGCCUGCCACAGAACGUCAACCUCAGCAACACCACCGCGUUCGGCGCAUGUGCUCUGUUCUUCACAGACAUGACUACCAUCCUCAGGUUCCAGUUCGUAGACCCAGAGCAUGGAACCUGCCCGGAUAUAAUGGGUGCAAACUGCGUUCGAGAUUUGAUAUCCCUAGCUAAGCAGGAGGCGAGCCCGGACGGCCCGUUGUCGAAGGACCGCACCCUCGAUACCGAGGGGUUCUGUCGCGAGCUCGCUGUAGCGCUGCGGACCCGAAGCCCAAAGUCAUGUCCGCUAUGGCAGGGGCACACGCAGGAGGGUAUCCAUGUGGAUGCCCUGACCGGCCCGUCCGCCUCUCUGCCUAUCGCAGACUUGCGCUCCUGCCGUCCCACCACCGGGAAGGACUACAGCGUCUCCUUGGUAGAGAGCUAUCGGUCGGCCGUCCGGUACGAACAACCGGAUUUGAACGACACCUUGCAUGGAGUGACCCCUGUGGUGACGGUGUUUUACCCCAACUCGUCGUCGUCCCAGCAAGCCAUGCCGGUUGAGGUCCACUUGUCGUGCUUGACAGUAGUGGGAAAGAAUUAUUUAAGUACGUCGGCAAACUCGGCCGAGGGGACUGGCGUUCAGGCAGUGCAUUUGUGGAGUGCUGUCGGACUGGGGGUGAUGUCUGCGAUGUUCUUAUGGUUUUAG